GUCGUCACAUGAGAUAACAACAGGAAGUUAACUGCUGCAUCAAGAGAAGAGUGUAUGCUGAGGAUAAGAAGUAAUUAAACGUUCUCGAAGGGAUGAAAAUAUUAAUCUGUGGAAAUUAGGGAAGUUCUUGCAGUCGAACAGAUGAGUUUGCGAGCUUUAUGGAUUAUUUUUUAUGAUAAAGGAGAAAAUGCAUCAGUGCGGUUUUCAAGGAGGUUUUCCACUGUGGAACACCGCGCUAAAAUUAUGGCAGGUUCCUCCCACGUAGCCGUCCCAGAGGACAGAAUCUUCCUAAAGCUCCUGCUCACUGAGCUGGGCCUUUCCAGUCCUAACAAGCCUUACGUCGCUGACAGAGAUGAUUGCCUUUACCGUCCACGUUCACCAGCUGUGGAGCUGCGUUUGAAUGGAAAGGCAACAUUGUGGCCUGUGCUGGCCAUCUCUCAGGGUCCACUCAUCCUGGCUUGCCUCCCAUUAGUGGAUAUCCCCUCCGAGCCGCGACCACCUCUGGCCAGCCUGCUGUCAGUGUCUCAGGGUCUCACAUUUCUAGCUGGCCUCCAGACCUUUGUGCUAGGGUCAGGGGGGAAGCUUGACAGGGAGGGGCUGGACUCUCGUGUGGCAAUGCUGCCACCUCUCCUCUUGCAGGUGUGUCCUCUUGGCACACCUCUUGAUACUAUACCACUGGCGGGAACACCUACUGCAUCCACGGCGCCCACAUCUACGGUCACCCAGAAGCAGCCAGCCUGGAAGACGGGUCUAUAUCGGGGUCGAGCCUCUGUGAAUGUGGCUGUGGUUGAAACAGUGCGCUCCAUGCAGUAUGGGAACCAGAGCAGACAGGAUACGUGGGAUGUUUACGGGACAGUGACCUGCAAGUGUGAAGUAGAGGGGGUGCUGCCGAACGUCACUGUGACCCUCACACUGCCACCCAACGGUUCUCCACUGCAGGACAUCCUGGUCCAUCCCUGCGUGACCUCUCUGGACUCUAGUAUACUGACCGCCAGCAGUGUUGAUGCUGCAGACGGCUCUGCUUUCUCUGGGCCGUACAAGUUUCCCUUUUCUCCUCCUCUGGAGCCAUUUAGACUGUGCAGCUACACUUCACAGGUCCCUGUUCCCCCCAUCCUUGGCUUAUAUCAGCUGAAGGCAGAGGAGAAUAACCUUCGCGUGAGUGUGUCCCUCAAGCUCCACGAGUCUGUGAAAAACAGCUUUGAGUACUGCGAAGCACACCUGCCGUUCUUCAACAGAAAUCAGAUGGGUGUGGCGGAUGUGAAAGUGAGCUCUGGCCAGUUAGACGUGUCUAAAGAGAAGAAUCUGUUGGUCUGGGCUCUAGGUCAAAAAUUUCCAAAGUCUCGUGAAGUUACAUUGGAUGGCAAAAUAACUUUUUCUGGAUCCUCACGUGGACCUUCUGACCCUCUCUGCACUGGACUUACUGCCUACAUUAAGUUGUACUUAAGGGUGCCAGACACGACUCUGUCCGGAUGUUGUGUUGACCAGCAUUCAGUGCAAGUUUAUUCAUCUGCAAAACCAAGGAUUUCUACGUCCCGAGAACUUCAGUCCAAAGAGUACUACAUCUGGAAUUCAACUGGUUCAGCCCCCAUGUCCACUGGACAGAUGGUGAUCUAGCGUAAAUCCAUCAUGGGCGGAUGCACAGUGCACUGUCGAGACUGAAAACCAAGUCCAGCUGAAAUGGACGCAUAUGACUAUAAACAUAAUGAUUUAUUGAAUUUAUUUUGUAUAGCUCCAAUAACAAGUUUACAAAUACUCAUUAUAGGCACGAAUUUCAUAUGAAGCUCUUUUUUUAGGAAAGAUUUUUGAUACAACAAACAACUAAAAUAAAGCAAAAUACUGAGUUUGAAUUUAAAUUGGAUUUUCUCUCAUUUUCAGUUAAACAUACACACUCGAAUAUAUGCACACACCUCCACUAAUAGUUGGGUCAAAGUCCCUGGAACCACAUACUUUUUGUAGCCAUCAGAAGUUUGGCUACUUUGUAGCCAACGAAAGACUAUAAAAGUAGCAGUACUUUUGGUGAAUGGCUAAAGUAAGAGUUUGAUUUGCCUUUAACUUGCUAAGGAACAUUUAUGUUACUACUGGAAAAUGUGUGGGUGUAUCUAUUCUUUUGAGCCUGUGUGGAGUGGAGAAAAUCCAAAAUCAAUUCAAACUUGUGCAUCUAAUGUUUAUUUUUAAGAUUUAAGUUAUUUGUUGUUUUUCAUUCCCCAAACCUAAAACAGAAUGCAUAAUUAAAAUUAACAUGAUAUUCGGAAUAAUAACUGGAAUUUCUCCCAGCAUAGUAACUUGUUUCCUUUAAAACAAUAGAAAAAGUACAGCUACCCUUAUGGAGGUGGAACCCUUCUUGUUCUUCCACCCUUGACUUCCCAUCAGAUUUGCACACAAGGGCCACCCCUUGCUCCGACAGUCCCACUUGAGUGACUCUCCAUCAGCCGUAUAAUUAGCAGCUGGGACCUUGUCAUCAGCUGCUGCAGGUCUGGAGAAGAAGCCGGCUGCGCUGUGAAAGCCCAAGCUGCCCUGGCCAGUGUCUGGGCUUCAAAAGGCUUCUCUUAGGAGCUGGCAGGACUCCUUACCCAUACCAAUCACUGCAUCCCCUCACCCCCCGUCUCCUUUUGACCCCUCAUCCUUGGCCUGUCAACUAGAGACUCGUUCAAACACACAACCUCUCCAAGCAGACUGAUUGAGCGUUGACCCUUUGGCCCUCUGAGACUUAAAAGCAGCCGGUCUCUUUCAGUGAACAGGACCUGCCUAAUUGGUAAAAAAGUCACAAGGAUGGUAAUGGUUGAGCUGGCCCUUGAGGUUGGAGAGGUGCUAUUUAAGACACAACUUCAAGCAUGUGAUUUGACCUUUUGUUUAUUUAACACAGUCGUUUGGGGAACCUUGCGAUUGAUUUUAGCAGGUUACAAAAAUCUUAGCCACUUUACUUCCUGUCAUGUUUUGGGGGCUAUGCAGCUUACUCUGAUAUUUCUUCUGAAAAUGUUACAUGUCAGUGCAUUAAGUGAAAUGAAAAAUCAGGCGAAGAAGGGGUUAAAUUCUCCACAUUUCCACGGCAGCCAGACUCCUCUGAGUGCCCUCAUUGUCUGCUGUUGGUCUCUUGUGCCCCUCGCUGGUCCAAACGCUUCAUUCUCACGUGGAUUUCCACUCAGAAGGCUGACCAUGACCAAUCUUCUGUCAAUUGGAACCAAUUGCUCACACGGCAUCCUUCACCUUCUUUUUAUGUAGCGAUACGGAGUGGCAGACACCGAGACCUCAUGUCUCUUCCCCCUCCAUGACAAUUUGGCUUUAAGGUUCAGUGUGUGUGGUUAGCGAACCGGAAAAGGAGAAGGUCUUUUUUUUUUUCCUUAUUGUGGAGGGUUGAGCCACUUUAAAUCUCCUCAGCAUCGCAAUAUGUGGCCCGUCUGGCUCCUUGAGUCUACAUGCGGCGGCUUCUUGCUGGCAGACUUUGCUUUAUUGACUCAACAGUUUGCUGAGUAGUUCUCUUUAAUGUGUUGCUCCAUCCUCAGUGUCUAUGGUCCACCAGGACCUGUGAGUUGUUAAUUGCACCAUCUCUUAUAAUCAUCCAUUUAUUUUGUUUCAGUUUCUUAGAAGGUGUCGAAACAUUUGCAGAGUCAAAAUCCAUUAGGUCAACAUAAAACUGUGAAAGCAAAGUUGGACUGUGCUGGUUAAAAUGAUUAAGACUUCAUACAAUAUGCAUCAUAUUUUGCUUAAAUGUUUCCCAUGUCAACAUAUUUGCUACACUGUUAUUGUUUAAUACUUGUUUUUUCUAUAUCUCUGCCAUACCAAAUGAAAAUGUUAUGACAAAACUUUAUUUCAAUCAAUCAAGCAACAAGCCUUCCUUACUUUUUCACAUGUUGUCACAUUGUAACCACAAGCUUUGGUGUAUUUUAUUGGGGUUUUAUGUGAUAAGUAGUGCACAAUUGUUAAGUGGAAGAAAAACACUUUUUGAUAUCUUUCAAUUUCUUAUUUUUGCAUAUAAAAACCAGUAAAUAGUCUGAAUCUAUCUGAAUAUUAAGGUUAUGAAUGUUAGUCCUAAGCAGAGUUGCACUAUUAAUCUUUGUGGCAUUUUCUUCCCACUUCAACGUAUGUAAAGUAAUUUUAAUUAUGUAGCACAUUUUCAGGAACAAGGGAGUUCAAAGUACUUAUGCAAUAUCAUAUGUUGGUCUAUCACAUAAAGUCCCAUUUAAAUAUAUGCAACAUGACAAAAUAUAGAAAGAGGGAUGAACACUUGCCACUGUUUGGGCCUUUUCAACCCAAUAAUGGUGCCUUGUGGCAGAGAACAAUAAAAGCUCAUGUUGGAGUGCUUUGAUGUCUUUGAUACAUUUUAAUGCACAUGUUUAUCUUUGAGGGAUUUCUUCUCAACCGAAGCCAGAUUAUCUGCUGAUUUAGGGAGUCCUGCUGUGAUGUGAGCUUGUUGUGCCUGAAGAUCAGAGUUUUGUUGCUGCAGCGGCAUCAGGUGUUCGGUAGGAGUCCAUUUCCUCUGAGCCUAAAGAGAACCAGCCUCGGGGAGAGCAUUUCAAGAAUUACAUUUUCUAUUUUAAAGUUUGAUUAUUUAAGAGGUUUCUGGUUGGUUUCAAGUUAUAAACUAUUUGCAGGGACUUCAGAGGGUCCCCUAACAGAUUUCCAAUAAUGGAAAAGGACUUGUUAAAUUGGACUCUUGGAACUAAUUAUGUAAUUUACUUUAUAGAAGUGGGAUAUUAUUGGUAAUUGUAAAGCAUAAUAGGCUUCAGCUGCAACUUUAAUACAUCAUUUUGCCCUAUAGAGGGCACUAUAAUCUUAUUUUACAAAGCAACGCUCAGGACUGUUUCCUCAAUUUAAAGAGUUGUGAUCAUAUUAAAAGUUUCUGUCUUGCCCACUUUUAUCAAAAGCUUUAGGUUAUUAAAGUAAUUAAUGCCUAAAGUGAGCCUAUUAAUUCCUAAAGACCUACACAAUCUGUCUUUAUAACUUCCAUCAUGCCAUUUGCAUAAAUGCUAUUUAUAGACACUUGGUAAUGACACAGCCUUGUUGAAGACUGAUCACACCAUCCCUCAUGAAGGCAGCACCAUAAAUUGUUGAAUUCGUGUGGUGAAUGCCAAAACUUGUAACAGCUUUUUUUUAGAAGGCCUCAGAAAACACAAAUCCUCUCUGAGAUGUUGGGCCUUUUUCCAGUUCUUGAUGACGUCUGUAGGAGCUUUACUUUCCAAGGUCUGGAUAAAAAUGGAAAAAAUAGAGUAUGGAAAGUUAUUUGUAUUUCAAGGCUUUGUAAUUCCAUUCAACUUUCUGUAUUAUCCAUCCAUCUUUUUGCCGUCCACCUACCAUAACGCACAAACUAAAAAAAAUACAACCUUCCUUAUCUCUGCUCUUGAGGAUACAACAAAUCCUGCAAGAAAAUAAGUGGUGCUCCUUCAUUGGCUGUUUUACAAACAUCAACCAAUAGUAUGUCAACUAGCAUUGUGUCAAUGCUCAUCUUCCAAAGCCGCAUUUUCUUUAGAAUAUUUAAAUAUGCUCUAAGGAAAAUUCCUACGUAGGUGGGUUUUCUCCUAGUAAUUUUGAGUUAUGUUCCACAGAAAAAUCAGCAAAUAAAUGAAUUUGUGAAUACAGAACGGCGAGGGGUCCACUCUAUGCCUUUUUUUAAAAUACUUUUUCUUCAAUGCAAAGUAUUCCUGAACCAGUGCUUGUGCAAUGUCUGGUCGGGGCUCUCAAGCCCCCAGUCAAUGACAUCAAAAGGGACCUAUGGUGGAAAUGCUUCCUAAACGCCACAUCAUGAGGGAGAAUAAUUUCAUAAAAAGAACCACUUGACAAACAAGACUUUGGUUUUGACAAUUUGAAUUUGGAUUAUGGGUCUUUAUCUCUUCUAUAUGCUCAAAAUAGAUCCCAUCAAGAAACAAUAAUGAUGUGUAGACCACUGUGUUUCCAUUCUACCAGCACUUUAAUCAGAAGUCAUAGUCUCUGCUAACUGCUAUCUCUUUCCACUCAGCUGUUUCCAUAUCUUGUUUUAAGCACUACAGCAAACAUUUGUUUUUAUUUAAAAAGUAUGAUCUGAAUUAUUAAUGUACCAGAUGCACUUAAUCUUUUCUGUACUUUGUCAAGAUGCUUCACCUGAAUUACUUUGCUGUCUUGGCUGUAAAGAACAACCAAUGGCUGCCCUCAUUGGACUUUAUUGAACUUCUUAUUUAAUUAGUUUGGCGUUAUGAAGUCAAAACAACGAAAACAGAAAUUUAUCAGAACAAAUAGAUGUUUAACUUGUGCUGAAUAUUUUUAAAAUUUGUUUUAAAGGGACGUUCGUUACUCCAAACACAAUCAGCAACCAUUUUCGAUUAAUCCAUUCCACCUUUCAGCAGUUAUAUGGCCAACCAGAGGAUUAUUGAACCUCAUUGUUGUAGUCAUAAAUACCAUGCUUUGGGCUUUCUAUUAUUUCUAAUAAAUAAUUAAUAGGGAGGACUAUCUUUCAUUUUUUAAACUUGAAACACUUCAAAAUAAUGGUUAGAUGGUUGAAAAUUGGAUAUACCUGAUUUAUCACACAGGACAGUGAUUCCAAUUACAUCAAGCUGAUUUUAGAAUGGGUGAGGCAGGCUAAAAUCAGUGGACAGUUAAAAGCACAGUUUGUCCCAUAAACUGUGGGACAAACUGACAUUUAAUGUGAUUAAAUGUCUAGCCAGAAUAAUUUCAGAAUUAUAACUGGAUUACAUGGGUGUAUGUACAUAUUUGAGCCCAUAUAUUUAAAAUAAAUUCAGACUUGUGCACCAAA
Molecule: messenger RNA, 6721 nt
Organism: Xiphophorus hellerii (green swordtail)
Lineage: Eukaryota; Metazoa; Chordata; Actinopteri; Cyprinodontiformes; Poeciliidae
Gene: ap5m1
Product: adaptor related protein complex 5 subunit mu 1
Exons: 8
Coding region: 142-1614 (490 amino acids)
Biological process (GO): endosomal transport
Cellular component (GO): cytosol; lysosome; late endosome
Source: RefSeq, a predicted model, not a curated record